CGUGAGGAAAAUUUCAGUGUUAUUUCAAGAUGUUUUCGUAAUCCUUCGACAUCACCACUUCAAUAUAAAAGGAAAAAUGCACACAAAGGAAAAAAUUCCCAUCGAUCAGAGAUUGUUGAUUGUCAUUGCCAUUAGCUGAAAAAGCUCACUUGUCAACCCUCUUCAAGUGAUUUCAAAUUACUACAAAGAAAAAAUGACUUCUCUUUAUUUUUCUGAAUUGAACAAAUUGAAAAAUUCUCAAAAACAACUUGAGAGAUACCAAUCUACCAUUAUAAACCAACUAUCAAAGAUAGAAAAUUCUGAAUCUCAGCAAUUAAUUGAAUAUUUUCAAACGUCCAGGUUGUCCUGUGAUAACAUUAAUUGUAAAAUAGAAGUGCAGGAUAUUUUGAAUAUAUUAAAAUAUGUACGAAAAGCGGUCAUCUUGGAAUGCGGCAAUACUAUACCAGAUUUGGAGUUAUUCAAAGAAGAUCUCAUAAACGUUAUAAAUCGUAUUCAAGACGUAAAAGUACAAGCACAAGUGAAAAUAGAAGAGUUAUCAGCAGCAGAAAAUCAGUUAAAUGAAGAUAUAAAACUAUACAGUGAAAGAUUAUCCUUAUGGACAGAGACAUUAAAAUUAGAUUCAUAUAAGAAUGAAGUCAGUUCAAAGAUAGACACAUCAAAUAAUGAUAUCCCUAAUGAUGUUAAGAAAUUCAUGGAUUUUGUCAAAGUUAGCAAGGGUCAUGAAAAUGGAUGGUCUCUCACUGACCAUCAUUUAUUUUUGAAGUUAAGGAAAAAAUUUCCUGAUGUGAAUGAAUUAUCCUUAAAUCUUCAUGAAAUAUUACCAGAUUUAACAGUGGAAGAUGUGAAGAAACAUGAACUCUGGUAUAGUAAAUAUGUGAAGUUGAAGGAAAAAAAUGAUGAUGCCAUUAAAAGAUGGCAAGAACUGAAGAAAGAUAUUCAGACUACAGUUGUCAAUCAGAAUUCAGUCCAUUCAGAAGAGUCAGAAAGAAAACCUGUCAAAACUCUCAAAAAAACACAACAAAAAACAAAUGAAAGGAAACAAUUACAAGAGGAAAUAGAACACUGGAAGAAGCAGCGUGAAACGAUGAAAAAAAUACAACAAAAAUUGCAAGAAGAACAAAAAGAGGUGUUGAAACUAAAAGAGAAAAAGAGAGAACAAGAGAAUGAAAUGAAGAAAGAUAUAAUAAAAAAAUGGAAGGAAGAGAAACUUGCUUCAGAAGAAGAAAAAAGGCGACAUGAAGAAGUGAAAAAUUCUAUUAAACAACAUGUUAGGACUUCAGUUGCUAAUAAGAUGAUUAAAUAUUAUCAAAUACGGGAUAAAGUUACAGCUAAAAAAUAUAUUGAACAUAAUCAAAAAAUCAACUCAUCAGAAAAAAAAACAAAUAGUAGCUCCAUGAGUAGGGAUCCCAAGAGACUUUUUAGACCAACACAACAAUGGAUUCAUAGGUUUUUAGCCAGUAAUGAAAAUGAUACUAUCAGACCAGUAAAUUUUAUUGGCAGAAUACCUAAAUUACAAACACCUUUGUGGAGGCAGAAUUUAUAGAUAUUUGAAGACAAAAAUUAUCAUUAAGUUUGAAUUCUUCACCAAACUACCAUUUGUACUUUUACACUGUAUAAAAUAUAAUAUUAACUGAAUAGACUUUUUCAAAUUAAA
Molecule: messenger RNA, 1654 nt
Organism: Coccinella septempunctata (seven-spotted ladybird)
Lineage: Eukaryota; Metazoa; Arthropoda; Insecta; Coleoptera; Coccinellidae
Product: coiled-coil domain-containing protein 112-like
Exons: 8
Coding region: 194-1543 (449 amino acids)
Source: RefSeq, a predicted model, not a curated record